AAUACCCAGUAUGAAAAAUGUUAUCUUUAAAAAUAUCAUCGGAGAAUAGUAGAGAGUGUAUAUUUGCAACACUUAACCACAAGGGGCCCACCUUUACGCUCUUGUCUCUCUAUAAAUGCCACCAACGGCGAGACCUCAUUUCCUCACUUCUCACAUCCUCCUCCUCUUCUUCGUCUAUAUCUUUCCUCCUCCACUCUCCCUCUAUCCUUAAUUUUAUUAUUUUUAUCUUUAAAUUAUCUCUACUCUAAAUAAUUAAUUCCAUAAAGUAGAUAUAUAUAUUUAUUUUUGAAAUUAAUAAUUAAAAAAAUCAGCGCAAUCAUGCUUUCCAGGGACACUAGCCGUACCGUCGUCGGUAUCAUCGGUAACGUGAUUGCGAUCAUCCUCUUCUUGUCACCCAUGCCAACAUUCGUGACGAUAUGGAAGAAGAAGUCGGUGGAGCAGUUCUCGGCGGUGCCGUACCUGGCGACGUUCGUGAACUGCGCGCUGUGGGUGCUGUACGGGCUGCCGAUGGUGCACCCCCACAGCCAGCUGGUGGUGACCACCAACGGCGUCGGCCUGGCCAUCGAGACCGUCUACCUCCUCCUCUUCCUCGCCUUCUCCGACUCCAAGAAGCGCCUCAGGCUGCUCCUCAUCAUCGCCGCCGAGGUCGUCUUCGUCGCCGCCCUCUCCGCCCUCGUCCUCACCCUGGCCCACAACUGGAAGCUCCGGUCCGCCAUUGUUGGCAGCAUCUGCAUGGCUGGUAACAUCAUGAUGUACGCUUCCCCCUUGGCCGUCAUGAAAUUGGUGAUCACGACAAAGAGCGUGGAGUACAUGCCAUUUUUCCUUUCCCUCUUCUCCUUCCUCAACGCCAUUAGCUGGACUUCCUACGCCUUCAUCCGCAUUGACCCUUACAUUCUGGCACCAAAUGGAAUGGGGGCAGUGCUUGGGCUGGCCCAGUUGAUCCUGUAUGCCAUGUUCUACAAGUCUACAAAGAGGAUAAUCGCAGCUCGAGAGGCGGCCAAAGGAGAAGUUGGGCUGACCCAAAAGGGAGCCUCUGCAGACACCACCAAAGCAAUCCCAUAAUGAGCCUUUGAAGUGUUCGGCCCAUAUGUUUACUUAUUUCUAUUUUCGUUUUGCCGCCAUUGUGGUAGUAAGAACUAAGAAGGCAUUAUAUCUUUUUAAAAUGAAAUGAAAAAUUGCAGGCAGGUAAGGAACUGUCUAUUCCUUUCUCUCAUUUUAUCUAAAAAAAAGACAUGGUAUAAUGUCCCUUACCAUGCCUACAACUUUCUCUCUACUUUUACACAAAUGCGCAGACAAUAAUAAUAAUAGGCAUAGACAAUGAAUAGUACAAUUGUCU
This is a messenger RNA of Cuscuta campestris, 1336 nucleotides long. The record is from the annotation of a GenBank genome assembly. Lineage: Eukaryota; Viridiplantae; Streptophyta; Magnoliopsida; Solanales; Convolvulaceae.